AUGAGUGUCUGCCGAGGGUGCUUGCAGCAGGAUCCGGACUUUUUGCUGUCCUUGAACGCUGCGAUUGAGGAGAUACCCCUCGGGAAAAUGUUCCGAUGUCUAACCGGAAUCCGGGUUUCGCGGGAAGGCGACUUACCGCGCUAUAUUUGCCAGCAGUGUGCCGAUGGGCUAGCAGAAUCGUACAAACUUCGCUCGAAGUUUCUUUUGUCGGACAAACAUCUUCGAUCGCUGCUCAGGCAAGACCCACAACUCAUUAGUUUCGCCUCAGAGGCCAGUGAAGAAAUGGAGGUGCUAGAGUAUUCCGAUCACCCGCCGGAAGAAGACGAGAUAGAGGAUGAGGAGGAACCUAUUGGAUCAAACUACUUAACAGAAGACGAGGAGAAGUCUUUCACUACCAGUGUUGCUGACGAAAUGGGCACAGAACAACGACGGUUUACGGAGGAAAUUAAAAUCGAACCUCUGAUGGGUUGUACGGUAAAAGAACAGCAGAAGCUGGGAAGCAGUUGUACUAAAGAAGAAGUGCUAUCAGAAGCAGAAUACUUGAUCGAUGAAGACAUAUCAUGUGAAGGCACUAAUACGAUCGAAAAUGCCGAGUUUGAAUCGAUAGCCCAAUCAAAAACAUCAAUCGAAAGCAAGCUUUCUGGGCAUUCAGAGGUGAUGUGUUGCACUUGUCCGGGUGUGAUGUUUGCCAGCAAGGACGAUCUUUUGCAGCAUUCGGAAAAGGUACAUAAAAAAGAACGCUACACUAAACACAUCCGUCCGUAUGAAUGUGACAUAUGCUACAAGCGCUUCCUCAGCCAAGCUGCGCUUUUCAAACACCAAGAAUACCCGUACCGAGCGAAAAAGUACGCGUGCAAACUAUGCGAGGCCCGAUUUCACAGUCGAAGCGCCGUGCUGAACCACGAAAAAUCGACUCACAUAAGAACGCGUUCGUACGAGUGCAAUGUAUGCCAGAAAGCCUUCUUCACCCAAUCGACGCUGCUCUGUCACCAGCUAGUGCAUCGCGAAAAGCAGUUCCAGUGCUCGGUUUGCGAUAAACAAUUUGGCCGUAAGAUCGAUAUGCUUGCACACUUGCAGGCGACGCAUAUCGACGAGCGACCGUUUUCGUGCGACACCUGCGCGAAACGCUUCAAAACGAAGGCUCAUCUGCGGCACCAUUGUCUCGUGCAUUCCGGAAGUCGGCCGAUCAAGUGCAAGUAUUGUGACAAAGGUUUCCAAACGUACAGCGACCGGAAGGUACAUCAGUUGAAGCACGAGAACAUCGACAGUUUCGCGUGCAAGUUCUGCAGCAAAGUUUACCAGCGAAACUACAAGCUACAAGUCCAUGUGCGGAAACACCACACGGGCGAACGGCCGUUCGAGUGUGAGUACUGUGAGAAGAAAUUUGUCCAACGCUGGGAACUGACGAAACACUACCAUAAGAUGCAUAAAGUGGAGAAUACGGCUAAACCUGCGGCGGAAGUUGUCACGAUAGCGGGGAAUACAAGACCCGACGAUGUCUAAUAUUCUG
This is a messenger RNA of Anopheles cruzii, 1510 nucleotides long. Its product is annotated as zinc finger and SCAN domain-containing protein 31-like. Gene Ontology annotation, cellular component: nucleus. Lineage: Eukaryota; Metazoa; Arthropoda; Insecta; Diptera; Culicidae. Bases 1 to 1503 code for a protein of 500 amino acids. The transcript is spliced from 2 exons. The record is from RefSeq and is a predicted model, not a curated record. Gene Ontology annotation, biological process: regulation of DNA-templated transcription. Gene Ontology annotation, molecular function: DNA-binding transcription factor activity, RNA polymerase II-specific; zinc ion binding; RNA polymerase II cis-regulatory region sequence-specific DNA binding.